Platichthys flesus (European flounder) is the source of this 4962-nucleotide messenger RNA. It is a transcript of the gene snx17, whose product is annotated as sorting nexin 17. The record is from RefSeq and is a predicted model, not a curated record. Gene Ontology annotation, biological process: intracellular protein transport; signal transduction. The coding region runs from base 758 to 2176 and encodes 472 amino acids. NCBI's taxonomy places the organism in Eukaryota, Metazoa, Chordata, Actinopteri, Pleuronectiformes, Pleuronectidae. The transcript has 15 exons. Gene Ontology annotation, molecular function: phosphatidylinositol binding. Gene Ontology annotation, cellular component: early endosome.
GGAAUCACAGGAGGACGUGACGCCGCGGCUCCAUCUACUCCCCCCCUCCCCGGUCCGCUCACUGUUUCCUGGCUCUCAGUCUGCGUCUCCCCGGGCUUUUUCUCCAGCGCAUGAAAGAGAAAGAGAAGCACAAGCAGAAAGAGACUCCACAACAAGUGCAGCCGCCCCCCUUUUCAUUUGCGGAAAGGUUUCUCCAGGCAGCGGCUCUGCGUCGGUGUGUGUUUGUGUGUGAGAGUGCGUGAGUGUGUGUGUGAGUUUGUGUGAGGGGUCUUGCAGGAGGCAGCAACUGCAGCUUUUCCACUCAACCUCCGCUUAUGACCUGAAUUAACCGAGAGUUUUUGCACCGGACGUGUUUUUGAACUUGUCACCAGCCACUUCGAGCUGUGUCCCAACGGCCGCUUUCAAGGUGUUAUUACUUCACACUUUGCAACAUGGCUGCUGCUGCCGCCGCUGCCGCCGCUGCUGCUGCUGCGGGAACCACCGUGCGGAGAAAAGUUUAACACCGACGUGGGAGAAGUUGGACGCGAGCUGCUGUAUGAGUUAUCUCCCGGAGAAGGAAGCGGGUCUCCCGGAGCCUGACACCGCCGUCCCCUGCCCCGGAGGAGCCGACUGAGAGCCGCCUCCUCCCGCGUCGUCCGCCCGCCGAUAGACAGACUGUCACUGCAGUGGACUUUGUGGUGAAACUGGUUCCUCUUCUUAUUCUUCUUCUUCUCCAUUGUUGAGCUGCUGGGACUCUCCCCAGGAGCUAAAAGACAACAUGCAUUUUUCCAUACCCGAAACAGAGGUCCGUUCAGGAGAAAAUGGGUCGACAUAUGUGGCCUACAACAUCCAUGUGAACGGGGUCCUGCACUGUCGGGUACGCUACAGCCAACUUCUUGGCCUCCAUGAACAGAUAAAGAAAGAAUAUGGCAGCAACGUGGUGCCUGCCUUCCCCCCAAAGAAAAUCUUCACACUGACUCCUGCUGAGGUCGAACAGAGACGGGAACAGCUGGAGAAAUACAUGCAGGCUGUGCGUCAGGAUCCGUUGCUGGGAGCCAGUGAGAUGUUUAACAGCUUCUUAAGGAAAGCACAGCAGGAGACGCAGCAGAUUCCCACAGAAGAUGUUGCUCUGGACAUCUGCCUCUCCAACGGUCAGAAGGUCACUGUCAACAUUCUGACCUCAGAUCAGACGGAGGAUGUCCUGGAUGCCGUUGCGACAAAGCUCGACCUUCCGGACGACCUUGUUGGUUAUUUCAGUCUCUUCCUCAUUCGUGAGGGUGUGGAUGGAGGUUUAACAUUUGUGCGGAAGCUGCAGGAGUUUGAGCUGCCUUAUGUAUCCAUCACCAGCUUGCGGAGUUCUGAAUUUCACAUACUCCUACGGAAGAGCUAUUGGGACAUGGCGUACGAUGGUGAUGUGAUCGACAACAGAGUCGGCCUGAAUUUGUUAUAUGCCCAGACAGUGUCUGACAUUGAGCGAGGCUGGAUACUCGUCAACAAGGACCAGCACAGGCAGCUCAAAUCACUGCAGGAGAAAGGAUCCAAGAAAGAGUUCAUCCAUCUAGGCCAGACGCUCAAAUAUUAUGGCUACAUCAAGUUUGACCCGUGCGUUACCGACUUCCCCGAGAAGGGCUGCCAAGUCAUCGUCAGCGCCGGCAACAACGAGCUCAACUUCCACGUCAAGCUGCCCAACGAGCAGAUGAAGGAGGGGAGCUUCAAGGUCACGCGCAUGAGGUGUUGGCGGGUCACGUCUUCUCAAGUCCCAACCGCCAACGGUACAACCAAUCCCUGCAACUCGGCCAAAUGCGAGGUGAAGCUGGAGCUGGCCUUUGAGUAUCUGAUGAGCAAGGACCGCCUCCAGUGGGUCACCAUCACAAGUCAACAGGCGAUCAUGAUGAGUAUCUGCCUCCAGUCUAUGGUGGAUGAAUUAAUGGUGAAGAAGUCAGGGGGCAGCAUUAAAAAGAUGCUGAGGAAACGACACAACGGCUCCAUCCACCGAACAGACAGUCAGCAAGCUGUGAAAUCACCCCCCCUGCUGGAGUCCCCCGACCAGAACCGUGAACAAACCGUCAAACUCUCUACCAAGCUGAGCUCGGUGUCCCUCCGAGGGAUCAGCGCCUCCAACUCGGCAAACGACAUCAGCGGCAACGACUUCCACGGCAACUACGCGUUUGAGGGAAUCGGGGACGACGACCUGUAACCCCCUCCCCCCUCCUCCGAUCCUCCCUCCUCCCCUCUUCAUUCCACUGUCAACAACUGGGAGGACAAAGAUUAUGAGCUGAGCUGAGCCGAGCCGAGCAAACCACACACACACACACACACACACACACGUGUCCGAUUCUGCAAGAUUGUAGCUUCCUCCUGGAGAAAUCGCUGCCUUAAGCUCUCGUGUAAUCGUCAACAGCGUCCUUUUUUUUAAUACUCACUUCUAAUUUGCAUUUAGGUCAAAAUCAUCCGAAUCAGUUGAAGCGUCGACUGUUUUUUUAUUUUAACUCGUGGCAACACACAAUAAAUAGCACGUAAGGCUACAGGUACUCAAACAGAACGUGUUUCUGUAUGCUACUGCUUCUGUUUCAGUCGCAUAGGUCCCUGUUUCAUCAGCAGUACGUGUGUAGCUCUUUAAUACAGGUAGAGUCUCGAGGUACCGCGCAAAAACUAAUAUAGUCUGAAUUCCAUGAAGAAAACCUGCUUCAUCCUGGAUUCUUCCCCCAGCGGCUGCAUGUUCCUGUCUAACCAGAGAGCCAAAUGUUCAGUUAGACCUGGCACUAGUGAUAAAAGAGCAGAGCCCGAUGUGUGGAAAUUGAUCUCAUAACUAGAGAUUAUUCAGAGCAACUGCUUGUAUGUGGAUGGAAUGGUUGGCUUGGCUAUAUACCAAAAUGUCAUAUUUUUAUACUGUCAGUGAUCAUCAUGCUCUUCGCGUGCCAAGUCUGUAAAUAUCUUGAAGGAGACAUACUAUGCUAUUUUUCAGUUUCUCUUUCCUCUAGUGUUUUUAUAGCCUGUGUGUGUAAAAAGUCAAAAAUGUCAAAAGUCCACAUUCAAGGGAGCUCUUCUGCUCCCGAGCCAACAUGGCUCCUGAGGCUUCUGAGGCUCCUGAAGCUCCAAAAGCUCCUGAAGCUAAAGAAGCUCCUGAGGCUCCUGUGGCACCUGACGCUCCUGAUGCUAAAGAAGCUCCUGAGGCUCCUGAAGCUCCUGAGGCUCCUGUGGCACCUGAAGUUCCUGAUGCUAAAGAAGCUCCUGAGGCUCCUGAAGCUCCUGAGGCUCCUGAAGGCAGCCAGAUAAUCUUGUUCUGGAUUUAAUGUCCAGCGUACUUCUCUUUAGCCUGUUGUCUAGUUAAACACUUGUUGUCUGACCAACACUUCCGCCCACAUUCCACUCUUAGUGGCUGGUAACAAAGCCAAGUAAAGAGAGAGCACUGGAACAGAGUGGGUCAGCUGGCCAAUCAGAAUUGAUUGGCCAGCUGUUAUCAGGAGUUUGGGGGGGCCUUAAAGAGACAGGAGCUAAACCCAAGCCUUUCAGACAGAGGCUGAACAGAGGAGCUGCUGCUGCAAUGGACAGUUUGAGGAAAGAGUUUUCUGAACAUACAACAAUAACCCAAAUUUACAAUUCAGAAUCUGAGCAGAAUAUGUCUCCUUUAACAAGAUACCGGUGGAGUUUCCAUCUUACGUCGGAGGCACAGUCUCUCAUGCUGCCUUCAGAAGUCGUCUGAUGCCUUAACUUUUCCUUUUUUUUAAUGAUUUUUGCCUCGUGGAUUCCCUUGUCAUCCCAACGCGACGCUAGCUCAAACCGUAAAUAAGCGUCAACCGGUGUGUCCCAGUAUCUUGCAGAACUUGAUGGAUGGUUGAUCUGGCCGAGCUGCUUGCACUUGCUGAACCCAUCGUUAUUGCACAGUAUUACAGGUGGAGAUGAAUGUUCGAGUGGAAGCUUGAGCGCGACUUAAAACACUUUGUGGAGUUUUGUUUUCCAAGGGGGCUCAGUAAAUCCAUCUGUGAUUCUUCUUCUUCUUUUUUUUUGUUUUUACAAUUUUUUAAAGGUUUCUCAUUAAUGCCAAAUUAUAGUUUACUAAAGCAUUUUGCACAGAAUAUAAACAAAAAAAUUAUGACAAUGUCACUUUUUAUAUUAUGUACAUGCAAUUAAGUAUUCUGAACAUUUACUAAUAUCUUUAUCAUCUUAGCUUAUUGUAAUCGAAUAGAUCAAAUGUAAUCUAAGCUGUAUAGAACAAAAAGUUUUAAGUGGACUAACAUUUAUCGUUGUUUACAUAAUGUUUAGGGGACUUUUUUGUGUGUUUUAGUUCAAAUGGAAAGUGUUUACAAAUUUUGCAUUUGAUUUUCUCUGUCUUGUUCUGGUUGGGGCGAGCACCAGUGGAGCAUUGUUAGGGGCUUCAGUUCAUUUGGAAUCUGUACGUACAUUGUGCCAAUCAUCUCAGAGGAGUCACGCUCACGUGAUCACAAUUGCUGGAGUGAGGGAACGUUCAUGGAGGGCGGGCGACCAACACAUCCCGCCGUCGUUCCAUAUUUUUUUAAUAGCAGUCGUUUAAAAAAAAAAAGAACGGCUGCGUCUCAGCCUUUGUUGAAGCCUCUAAAUGUAAAUCGACGCCCAACCUGUCAGCAGCUCUACCGGUAGCCACAACUGUAAAGAAAAUGUUCUCGAGAUAUGUCUUGUUCUUUCACUGCUGUGCUUCAUCUCCUGUCUUCAGUUGUAUCUGUAUCUAGAGGGACGUGGACACCAGCCGUCUUUUAUUUUCUCACUUCCUGUCGCCACCAAGUGCACGGAAGCCGCAAGGUCCCGGGUGUUUUUAAUGUGUAGGUGCCAAAUCACACGUGGAGUGCAUUAACGCCAGCGCCACUAUUAAACUAAAUGUCCAACUUUCAUGAAAACUCUAUUGACUUGAUUCAUUCCACUGUUCAUCAUUUUGAUUUGAGUGGUAAGGUCGGGGACAAGUCUGUCCUGUCUGUCUGUCAUGAUGCUCAAAUAAAUUCUGAAAUGAGA